This is a messenger RNA of Tauraco erythrolophus (red-crested turaco), 2322 nucleotides long. NCBI's taxonomy places the organism in Eukaryota, Metazoa, Chordata, Aves, Musophagiformes, Musophagidae. The record is from RefSeq and is a predicted model, not a curated record.
AUGGCCAAUGAGAAUCACGGAAGCCCUGCAGAGGAAGUGUCUCUCAUGAGUCACUCCCCUGGCACCUCCAACCAGAACCAGCCCAGCUCCCCCAAACCCAUGCGACUGGUACAGGACCUGCCAGAUGAGCUGGUGCAGGCUGGCUGGGAGAAGUGCUGGAGCAAGCGGGAGAAUCGCCCGUACUACUUCAAUCGCUUCACUAACCAGUCUCUGUGGGAAAUGCCUGUUCUGGGACAGCACGAUGUCAUUUCGGACCCUCUGGGAUUGAACGCGGCUCCGAUGCCACUGGAAGGCGGAAUGAUAGAUGCCUCUGUGGAGAGCAAGCAAAGGAAGAGGAGAUUCUCUGAGGAGGUUCCGCCGAGCGGCAACAGUACGAAAAAGCCCAAGGUGGGUCUGGUGGAUGUCCCAGCUGCUCAGCCAGUCCCAAGCUCUCCCAGUAUUCCAGGAACCUCUGUUCUGAAGGCAUGGUGUGUUUCACCUGAAGAUAAACAGCAGGCAGCUCUUUUACGACCAACUGAAGUAUAUUGGGACCUGGAUAUUCAGACAAAUGCAGUGAUUAAGCAGAAAGCACCAUCUGAAGUGCUUUCUCCACACCCCGAGGUGGAGCUGCUUCGAUCCCAGCUCAUUCUCAAGCUGCGGCAACAUUAUCGUGAGCUCUGCCAGCAGCGAGAAGGGAUUGACCCCCCCAGGGAGUCCUUUAAUCGGUGGAUGUUGGAGAGGAAGGUGGUUGAUAAAGGGACAGAUCCUCUUUUACCGAGUGACUGUGAGCCAGUAGUGUCUCCCUCCAUGUUCAGAGAGAUCAUGAAUGACAUUCCCAUCAGGUUGUCCAGAAUCAAGUUCCGGGAGGAAGCCAAGAGAUUGCUCUUCAAGUAUGCCGAGGCUGCGAAACGCCUGAUAGAAUCCAGGAGUGCUUCACCAGACAGCAGGAAGGUGGUGAAGUGGAACGUGGAGGACACCUUCAGCUGGCUGCGACGGGACCAUUCUGCCUCUAAGGAGGACUACAUGGACCGCCUGGAGCACUUACGCAAGCAGUGCGGGCCCCACGUGUCUGCUGCAGCCAAGGACUCCGUCGAAGGCAUCUGCAGUAAGAUUUACUACAUAUCCCUUGAGUACGUCAAGCGGAUCCGGGAGAAGCAUCUCGCCAUCCUCAAAGAGAACAAUAUAUCCGCUGAGAUAGAAGCUCCGGAGGUCCAGGACAGGCUGGUGUACUGUUACCCAGUGAGGCUGGCCAUCCCCUCCCCGCCGCUCCCCAGCGUGGAAAUGCACAUGGAAAACAACGUGGCGUGCGUGCGGUACAAGGGGGAGAUGGUGAAAGUGAGCCGCAACUACUUCAGCAAGCUGUGGCUUCUCUACCGGUACAGUUGCAUUGACGACUCUGGCUUUGAAAAGUUUCUGCCCAGGGUUUGGUGCCUUCUCCGUCGCUAUCAGAUGAUGUUCGGUGUGGGUCUGUACGAAGGGACUGGUCUGCAGGGGGCACUUCCCGUGCACGUCUUCGAAGCCCUCCACAAGCUCUUUGGAGUGAGUUUUGAGUGCUUUGCCUCGCCCCUGAAUUGCUAUUUUAAACAGUACUGUUCGGCCUUCUUGGAUACAGACGGGUAUUUUGGAUCCAGGGGCCCGUGCCUGGAUUUCUUCCCUUUAAGUGGCUCUUUUGAGGCAAAUCCUCCGUUCUGUGAGGAGCUGAUGGAUGCCAUGGUCUCCCACUUUGAGAAACUGCUGGAGAGCUCCACUGAGCCUCUCUCCUUCAUCGUCUUCAUCCCCGAGUGGCGGGACCCUCCCACGCCAGCCCUGACCCGCAUGGAGCAGAGCAAGUUCAAGCGGCACCAGCUCAUCCUGCCCGCCUUCGACCACGAGUACCGCAGCGGCUCUCAGCACGUCUGCAAAAAAGAGGAGAUGUACUACAAGGCCGUGCACAACACGGCCGUCCUCUUCCUGCAGAACAGUGCCGGCUUUGCCAAGUGGGAGCCCACGCCGGAGCGGCUGCAGGAGCUCGUUGCAGCCUACAAGCAUUCAGGCCGGACCCUCAGCUCCUCAUCCUCCUCCUCCUCCUCCUCGUCCUCUUCCUCCUCCUCCACAGCAGACAAAGAGCGGGAGCUGGGCCGAGAGCAAAGCAGCAGCCGGGAGACAAACCCCAACUAAGGUGCAGAGGAGCGAGGCAGCAGGGGAGCUGCCAGCGGCCCGAGGAGGCUUGCCAGGGCGGUGGAGAGACUGCUGGCUGCGCGGCACCGGCCGGGGGACACUCGCGCAGCAGCUCCACGCAUGGCACCUGCUUUCCUCUGUGAACUGCACGCCGCCCCCGCCCAGGAGCGCCGGAGAGCGCCCGGC